Messenger RNA from Conger conger (European conger), 1151 nucleotides. RefSeq names its product cyclin-K-like. The transcript has 8 exons. Lineage: Eukaryota; Metazoa; Chordata; Actinopteri; Anguilliformes; Congridae. The record is from RefSeq and is a predicted model, not a curated record. The coding region runs from base 90 to 1151 and encodes 353 amino acids.
UACCCAGUAACGUACAUGGAAUCAAGUCUUUUGAGAAUAUUUGGGACUCCGAAUGGGUUGUGCCAUGGAGCAGCCACCAGCGAACUGUUAUGCCUAGUACAGAUUAUGCUCACUUCCUUGCCAAAGGUUCUCCGUAUUCUACUUCCAUGGCUUGGCCUGAACCUGAUGCUCAAGUCCAGUGUGGUGCCAAAAACAUGACCCUGCAAAUUUCAAGACUGGGAACCUCUCCUCUGCAUGUGAACACAAGUGAUUCUUGGGUGACCCUGUUCCAGAAGCUGCCACAGUGCAGUCGUGCAACAUCCAGGCACCGACGAUCUGUUUGGCCUCCCUACCAUGCCUGUGACUUUUCCCAACAAGCUGGCCCUGCUACAUUUCCUGUGAGGGUUGCAGGAACCCCUCUAGUGGUUGGCUGCCCAUAUCCCCCACGUGGUCCUCCAGUCGAGUGUUCGGAUGACCUGCAAUUACGACUUGGUGGUGUCUCAGUUUCCAGCCUGAAAAUGAAGGUGAUGGGGCACUGGUAUCCACUGAUGACCAUUUGUAAAUGGUGUAGACUCUCCAUGGAACUGCAAGGUGGAGAAUUGUCCAUCAAGUCCCCCUUAAAAGGACCCUGCACAGAAAUGCUGGGUGGUCGACAUAGCAUUUCUAUUCGUUCAGGAGAUGCAGAAAUGGUGUUCUCCUGCUCGCCACCCCCACCGUUCCCCACUUACCCAUAUGGACCUUCCCACACUUACCCAUAUGGACCUUUCCACACUUACCCAUAUGGAUAUCCCCACACUUAUCCAUAUGGACAUUCCCACACCCCUUGGCCAAAUGUCCCUCACGUCCACCCACCUGCUCCAAUCCCAUGGCCCGUCCCUCCUCCUCCUAAACCGGUUAACUUUUGGCCGACUAUCCCAUACCAUGGGCAUCCUUCACCUGCGCCCACCUGGCCCCCCAUACCCACCUGGCCCCCCAUACCCACCUGGCCCCCUGCACAUGCACCUGGCUGGCCAGUUGUCCUUCCUAGUCCUGCUCCCAUUCCAUGGACUAUUGCGCAACCUGCCCCUCAUACCGGCUGUCUAAUACCCGAUCACACUCACACGGGCCAAGUGAGUCAUAUCCCUGAUGGGUUCCAGGGAGAUGACGGACAGACCAAGGAUCGCUAUCGGUGA